Molecule: messenger RNA, 596 nt
Organism: Carassius auratus (goldfish)
Lineage: Eukaryota; Metazoa; Chordata; Actinopteri; Cypriniformes; Cyprinidae
Product: hemicentin-2-like
Exons: 5
Source: RefSeq, a predicted model, not a curated record
AUGAAUACGUUUCUCGUGAGUUUCCUCAUUUUGGCGCUGACGCACCAGCGCGCUCUCCUCAUCCGUCACGCCGGUGAUAGAUGGUGCUUCUCGCAUCCUUGGAGAGAAGCCCUGAGCCGCAGAACAAGACCAAUCAAGAACUUCGUGCUGGUUCCUUUCCAUGAUCCAGACAUUGGUCCUGUUUCCAUCACUACUGAUCCCAAGAAGUUCCAGAAGGAUCUCCAAGAGCUGUUUGUUCAGGGUGGAGGGGAUUGUCCAGAGAUGAGCAUUGGGGCCAUCAAGAAGGCUCUGGAGGUCUCUCUACCGGGAUCCUUCAUCUACGUUUUCACAGAUGCCCGAGCCAAAGACUAUCGCUUGAAACGAGAUGUUCUUCAGCUUGUACAGCUCCGACAGUCUCAGGUUGUGUUUGUGUUGACGGGGGACUGUGGGGAUCGGUCUCAGCCGGGAUACAGAGCUUAUGAGGAGAUUGCUGCCACAAGUUCUGGUCAAAUUUUUCACCUGGACAAACAGCAAGUCAAUGAGGUGAGAUGCAUGAACUCAUAUGACUUUCAAAUGUAUGUAAAUUGCAGAUACGCACAAAAAUUAACCUGGAUGCA